AUGGUUGUAGCUAAGUGCCGCCUCUCUUUCUCUCAACCCCUCUUCAUAUGGCCCAUCUACUUAUUCACACAAUUCUGUGCUCUCGUUUCCUCCAAUGUCGCCCCAGAAGGUGUUGCUACAAGUGGGUUUAGUGAAGCGCAGUCAUCUCCACCACUGGUGCCAGGUGCCGUUUGCAGAGCUACUGAUCUUCAUUCAGUCCACCUUUCUCCUAUCCAACUUGUCAAUUGGUCGCUGUUAGACAUUUACAUCACUGUCUUUACAGUCAGAAAUCUGGCUGACUACGAGGCUUUAGUUCUCGUCCACAAAUACGCCAUAUUCGAGGAUUUAGAGCAUAUUAUGUCCAUGUUCAUACCCAUGCCAAUGCCUGGGAAGCUUCCUCUCCCUAGAUUUUAA
Protopolystoma xenopodis is the source of this 393-nucleotide messenger RNA. Lineage: Eukaryota; Metazoa; Platyhelminthes; Monogenea; Polystomatidea; Polystomatidae. The record is from the annotation of a GenBank genome assembly.